This is a messenger RNA of Dryobates pubescens (Downy woodpecker), 2006 nucleotides long. RefSeq names its product BTB domain containing 17 (gene BTBD17). Bases 1 to 1455 code for a protein of 484 amino acids. The transcript has 3 exons. The record is from RefSeq and is a predicted model, not a curated record. Gene Ontology annotation, molecular function: protein binding. Lineage: Eukaryota; Metazoa; Chordata; Aves; Piciformes; Picidae.
AUGGCCAGGCUGACCGGUGCCCAGCCCGUGGCCACUCGCUGCUGGGGCUGUGCCACCGCUGCCUUCCUCCUCCUCCUCCUCCUCACUGUGCAAGCUGCCCAGAAAGCCGACCUUGCUGGCGAUGGCCCUGCAGCCACCAUCAACCACUCGCUGAUGCUGCUGCAGCGGCUGCAGGAGCUGCUGCAGAACGGCAACGGCAGCGACACGGUGCUGCGGGUGCGCACGGCUGCCUCCGAGGAGGCCAAGGUCUUCCACACCCAUCAGCUGCUGCUCAGCCUCCAGAGUGAGGUCUUUGAGAGCCUCCUGCGCAACCAGAGCGUCAUCACCCUGCAUGAGCCGCCUGAGACUGCUGCACUUUUUGAGAAGUUUAUCAGGUAUCUGUACUGCGGGGGGGUCUCCAUCCUGCUGCACCAAGCCAUCCCCAUGCACCAGCUGGCCAGCAAGUACCGGGUGUGGGGGCUGCAGCGUGGUGUGGCCGAUUACAUGAAGACACACCUGGCCAGCGAGUCCAGCCAGGGCCAUGUGGUGGGCUGGUACCACUACGCCGUGCGCAUCGGGGACGGGGCACUGCAGGAGAGCUGCCUCCAGUUCCUGGCCUGGAACCUCUCGGCCGUGCUGGGCAGCGCCGAGUGGAGCUCGGUGAGCGUGGAGCUGCUGCUGCUGCUGCUGGAACGCUCUGACCUGGUGCUGCACAGCGAGCUGGAGCUCUACACCGCCGUGGAGAGUUGGCUGAGCCGCCGGCAGCCCGAGGGGCCCGUGGCGGCACGGGUGCUGCGUGCCAUCCGGUACCCCAUGAUCGCUCCCAGCCAGCUCUUCCGCCUGCAGGCGCAGUCGGCGGUGCUGGCACAGCACUAUACCGCCGUGCAGGACCUGCUCUUCCAGGCUUUCCAGUUCCAUGCUGCUUCCCCCCUCCAUUUCGCCAAGUAUUUUGACGUCAACUGCAGCAUGUUCCUGCCCCGCAACUACCUCGCCCCCAGCUGGGGCUCCCAGUGGGUCAUCAACAACCCGGCCCGGGAUGAUCGUAGCACCAGCUUCCAGACCCAGCUGGGUCCCAGCAGCCACGAUGCCGGCAAGAGAGUGACCUGGAACGUCCUCUUCUCGCCGCGCUGGCUGCCCGUCAGCCUGCGCCCUGUCUACUCGGACUCGGUCUCGGCCGCCGUCCAGCCGGUGCGCCUCGAGGAUGGUCGCCCGCGGCUGGUCAUCACCCCGGCCAUGAGCAGCCCCGACUUUGCCGGUGUCAGCUUUCAGAAGACGGUGCUGGUGGGCGUGCGGCAGCAGGGCCGUGUCCUGGUGAAGCACGCCUACAGCUUCCACCAGAGCUCCGACGAGACUGCCGACUUCCUCGCCCAUGCCGACCUCCAGAAGCGCACCUCUGAGUACCUUAUCGACAACUCCCUGCAUCUCCACAUCAUCAUCAAACCUGUCUACCACUCUCUCAUCAAAGUGAAGAAGUAACAAGGCAGAACCAGGUCCUGACACCAGACUGUCUCAGCCCUGGCUGGGGGGCUCCCCCUUGAUCCUCCUGCUUCUAGGUAGAUGGAGGUCCCCAUGCUGGGGGAACCCAGGACUGCUCUCCUCCACUCAGUCCUCCCUGGCUGUCCCCUUGCCACGUCCCACCCUCAUUGCUGUCCCUGGGUGCCUUCAGGGACUUGGGGAUGUGGGACACUGGGAGCCACCCUGCCCUGUGCAGGUGGUGCAGGAGGUGAAAUAUGCAGCCCGUGGGCACAUCCUGGGCUUCCAAACCCCAGCAGGCAAGAAGAUGUGAUGCUGCCCCUGUGAUGCCACUCUUGUGGCACCAAACUCCUACUGUGUGAGUAGUGAAGCCAUGGCACUGGGUCUGGCUGUCAGAAUGGGCAGCCUGGCAGCAGUACCCUGGAACUCAGGCUGCGGUGGGUGCCCUGGCUGCCUCCCCGGUGGAGGAGGCUUGGAGGGCACUGUUCCUGCUCAUGGUGGGCAGCUGCCCCACCCCUGCCCAGCACCUGCCACAUCCUUCCAAAUAAAAGCAG